Molecule: messenger RNA, 2229 nt
Organism: Miniopterus natalensis
Lineage: Eukaryota; Metazoa; Chordata; Mammalia; Chiroptera; Miniopteridae
Source: RefSeq, a predicted model, not a curated record
AUGCUGCUGCAGGCCACUCGCUCCUCCCUGGUGUGUCCUGCUCGCCUGGGCUCCUGGUCAGCCUCAGCGAUGCACCUGAGCGUGGCAGGCUUCCAUCUGUAUCAUAAGUUGCCCACAAUCGUGCCUGAGAGCUGCCUUCUCAUAAUGGUUGGACUUCUACUGGGGGGGAUUAUUUUUGGAGUUGAUGAAAAGUCCCCUCCUGCGAUGAAGACGGACGUGUUCUUUUUAUAUCUCCUCCCACCCAUUGUGCUCGAUGCGGGCUAUUUCAUGCCCACUCGCCCGUUCUUUGAGAACAUCGGCACCAUCUUCUGGUAUGCGGUGGUUGGGACACUCUGGAACUCCAUCGGCAUUGGGGUGUCCUUGUUCGGUAUCUGCCAGAUUGAAGCCUUUGGCCUGAGUGACAUCACUCUGCUCCAGAAUCUGCUCUUUGGCAGCUUGAUCUCCGCCGUGGACCCCGUGGCUGUGCUCGCCGUCUUUGAGAACAUUCACGUCAACGAGCAACUCUACAUCCUGGUCUUUGGAGAGUCCCUGCUGAAUGAUGCAGUGACAGUGGUCCUGUACAACUUGUUCAAGUCUUUCUGCCAGAUGAAGACCAUUGAGAUCAUCGACGUGUUCGCUGGGAUUGCCAACUUCUUUGUUGUGGGGAUUGGUGGCAUGUUGAUUGGCAUCUUCCUGGGAUUUAUAGCAGCAUUUACUACUCGGUUCACACACAACAUACGGGUGAUCGAACCACUCUUUGUCUUCCUGUACAGUUAUUUAUCCUAUAUUACGGCUGAAAUGUUCCACCUCUCAGGUAUCAUGGCAAUCACCACUUGUGCAAUGACUAUGAACAAGUAUGUGGAAGAAAACGUAUCUCAGAAAUCGUACACAACCAUCAAGUAUUUCAUGAAGAUGCUGAGCAGCGUCAGCGAGACCCUGAUCUUCAUCUUCAUGGGCGUGUCCACCGUGGGGAAGAACCACGAGUGGAACUGGGCCUUCGUGUGCUUCACCCUGGCCUUCUGCCUGAUCUGGAGAGCACUGGGUGUCUUUGUCCUGACUCAGGCCAUUAACUGGUUCCGGACCAUCCCCCUGACCUUCAAGGACCAGUUCAUCAUCGCCUACGGGGGGCUCCGGGGCGCCAUCUGCUUUGCGCUGGUCUUUCUCCUGCCCGCCGCCGUGUUCCCGCGGAAGAAGCUCUUCAUCACGGCCGCGAUCGUCGUCAUCUUCUUCACCGUGUUCAUCCUGGGAAUAACCAUUCGACCACUAGUGGAGUUUCUUGAUGUCAAGAGGGCCAAUAAGAAACAGCAAGCUGUCAGCGAAGAAAUCCACUGCCGGUUUUUUGAUCAUGUGAAGACUGGGAUUGAAGAUGUUUGUGGACACUGGGGUCACAACUUUUGGAGAGACAAGUUUAAAAAGUUUGAUGACAAAUACCUGCGGAAGCUUUUGAUUCGGGAGAACCAGCCCAAGUCCAGCAUCGUGUCCCUGUACAAAAAGCUGGAGAUAAAGCACGCCAUUGAGAUGGCCGAGACCGGCAUGACAAGCGCCAUGCCUUCCUUCACGUCCCUGAAUGACUGUCGCGAAGAGAAAAUACGGAAGCUCACGCCCGGCGAAAUGGACGAGAUCCGGGAGCUCCUGUCGCGGAACCUCUACCAGAUCCGCCAGCGGACUCUGUCAUACAACAGACACAACCUGACGGCCGACACGAGUGAGAGACAGGCCAAGGAGAUCCUGAUCCGCCGCAGGCACAGCCUGCGGGAGAGCCUCCGGAAGGACAGCAGCCUGAAGCGGGGCCGCAGGGCUUCCACUUCAGCCUCCCGAUACCUGUCCUUACCAAAAAACACAAAGCUUCCAGAAAAGCUACAAAAGAAAAAUAUUUCUAAUACAGGCGGCAGCAGCGACUCGGACACGGAGGCCGGGACCGCCGUGCUCAACCUGAAGCCCCGCGCCAGGCGCUUCCUGCCCGAGCCGUUCUCCAAGGGCCCGCAGCCCUGCAGCAUGGAGUGGACGGACGAGGCGGGCCUGGGCCCCGGCCGCCCGCAGCCCUGCGCCCCCCUGGCGCCCCGCAGCAAAGAGGGCGCCACCCAGACCCCCGGCGUGCUCCGGCAGCCCCUGCUCGCCAAAGGCCAGUUUGGCCCGGUGUGGGAAGACAGUGCGACCGCAGGUGACCGGCCCAGGCCGCCCCCCAGGCUGGUCCGAAGGGCGUCGGAGCCCGGGGGCCGGAAAGCCCGCUUUGGGGGCGAGAAGCCCUGA